AUACAUUUUGUCACGGUUCCCAGUGACAAGAGACAUUGUUCCUCCAGAGGCUCAUAUGACAGCAGUGACUUACUGUUUCUGAAUUGGUCCAGCAGCACUACCAGAGAACCCUGCCACUACACCCCAUGGACACCCCUCUCCAAAGACGGCACCAGGUACAAGAACGAUAGCUACUACACCCAGGAGGAGCCCCUGAACUUCUGCCUAUCCUCCAUGAGUGGUGGGCCCAAACCUCAGAGCAUGGAUCAUCCAUGGGACAUCCGCACAGGGUCCGCCAUGCGAAAGGGCCCCAGCGGGACCUACACACCAGGCAGACAAAGCAAGUACAAUCACCUGGGGAAGACUAGAUCCUACAGGAUAUCUCCAGGAUAUCACGCUAACAGACAGGAAGCAUCUCAGAACAAGCUGUACGGAGGCCUCCACAGCCCUGAGGUGGAGAGCUACUGCGAAGAUGGCAUGAAGACAGACAACAGGUACAUGGGCGGCCAUCUUGACUGUUACAAUGGCAUGGUGUUGCCUGAGACGGCCAUAAAAACAGAGCAGGACUCUGACUCAGAAAACGGUUGCAAUAUCUACGGCAUGCCCCAAAAUAGAGCCUGGGUGGGGAACGAAAAGCGCUACAUGGGCUACUCAGAAGAACCACAGGUGAAGUCAGAAGCUGACUACUGUGAACAAUACACCACCUGCCAAAAGAACAAGACCAACAUGAGCCCAAUGCUCAAUGGACACCAUAAAUACUUAUAUACAGCGGGGAACAGGGCUCAGAAGGAUCAUAGGAUACCACACUCAGACUCUCUGUGUAGCAGUCAGGGAGAAAACUGUAUGGACAUCAGUGUAUAUGGCUACAUGGAGCAAGACAACAAACUGAACUACGAGUUCAGGAAUCACCUGGUCCACGCUAUAAAGAGGGAACCCAUGGACUCACCUCCAUGGUCUGACAGUGGCCAUGACAUUAGCCAAAUACCCAUGCAGAGAAAUAUGAUUCCCAACUCAUCAAUGAAUGCUAUUGUAUACAAACCAAACCCAUAUAUCUACAUGCAAUGAGCUCAAGGGACAAUCUUAAAAACCAUCUGGACUCCACCUUGCUUCUUUAUUGUAUUGAUUCUUAAAAUAGCAGGGUGGGUUUAUACUCAACUCAGGUAAUCAACAGUGUUACAAAGCAGAAAGAUAUGGAAGCAAUGGAGAGAUGUUUUUAUAUGACAUGAAUAUGACUUGCAGAACCUACUGCAAUUCACAUGAGUUCUACAUUUGUUUUUUUUAACACAUUUCAUAACUUAACGUUUUUAAACCAAGCCAUGUCACCCGUCAUGUCAAAUUAACUGUAUUUCUAUUCAAUGCAUUUUACAGCAAAUGGAACAGAAAAUACAUGCAUUGAUUAAUUAAAUUGGGGGCUCCUGAGUUGCGCAGCGGUCUAUGGCACUGCAUUGCAGUUCUAGAGGCAUCACUACAGACCCUGGUUCGAUCCCGGGCUGUAUCACAACCGGCUGUG
Oncorhynchus mykiss (rainbow trout) is the source of this 1489-nucleotide messenger RNA. Lineage: Eukaryota; Metazoa; Chordata; Actinopteri; Salmoniformes; Salmonidae. The record is from RefSeq and is a predicted model, not a curated record.